CCACGCUAUUCUUCACCGGGCAUCCCUCUUCACUUCUUCAAUUCCACCACAUCCGCGAAACGAGGCACAAACUGCGUUUAAAAGCAAUCUCUUUGCCCUCAAGCACCAUCGAGCCUUCUCUUUCUUUCGACCCAAACAUAAGCGAGAUCACCAGACCGGCGCGAACUCUGGAUUACCAUGGCCCCCGCAGCAACCAUCUCGCAACCGACCCUCACCCUCGCAGGGGCCCGAACCACUCUCGCAGCAGCCGAACAGCAUGCCCUCGAAAUCGGCGUCCCCAUGAACAUUGCAAUCAUGGACUCGCACACGCACCUCCUAGCCUUCACCCGCAUGGACGGCGCAAAAAUCACGUCCAUCAACAUCGCGCUCGACAAAGCCUUCACCGCGGCCGGCCAUCGCGUGCCUACGUCCGCCUACAAAGAGAAUGUGUGGCCGGGCGGUAUGGCGUUCGGAAUCGGAAAUACGAAUGGUGGUCGUUUCUGUACCAUAGGAGGCGGGGUACCCAUCAUCGAUGACGACGGCCGAAUUCUCGGGGCGGUUGGUUGUUCGACGGGGACGCCGGCCGAGGACGAAGAAGUCGCCAAUGCCGGGAGGGAUGCGGUGUUGGGUUUGAUAAGGGAGGAGAAGGAGAAUGAGAAGUGGACGGAGGUAAUGGAGGCAUUGGAGAAGGAGAGGGAGAGAGAGUGGAAGAGGGUGCGGAAGGAGAUCACGCCGCCUGCGGAUCCACCGGUGGAGGAAAUGAUGCAGUAAGUGUGUACAGGGUAUCUUCUCAACGUGGGAGAGAAUAGAAAGACGAAUGACUCCUCACGUCGAAAGAGGGGCAUACCCCUUCAGCCAGGAGGGAAAUCAUGUCCUCCCUCUCGUUCGACUGGUGCUAUUCGAUAGGGUCCUUACACUAUGUCUUCAAGUGGAUCCUACAAGAAAAGCCAUAUUAGCCAAAUG
Molecule: messenger RNA, 942 nt
Organism: Trematosphaeria pertusa
Lineage: Eukaryota; Fungi; Ascomycota; Dothideomycetes; Pleosporales; Trematosphaeriaceae
Product: DUF336-domain-containing protein
Exons: 2
Coding region: 178-750 (190 amino acids)
Source: RefSeq, a predicted model, not a curated record